This is a messenger RNA of Pneumocystis murina B123, 1575 nucleotides long. RefSeq lists its product as hypothetical. The coding region runs from base 1 to 1575 and encodes 524 amino acids. Lineage: Eukaryota; Fungi; Ascomycota; Pneumocystomycetes; Pneumocystales; Pneumocystaceae. The transcript is spliced from 10 exons. Gene Ontology annotation, molecular function: metal ion binding. The record is from RefSeq and is a predicted model, not a curated record.
AUGAUUAGGUCAAAAUAUCAAGGUGUACUUUAUUGUCCUGUUUGUAAUAAGCUAUCUAAAGAUUUAUAUGAAUUGAAUGUUCAUUUAGAUGAAAACCAUUUUGAUGUAACAGAAAAGCAAAAAGAAACGGUUAAGUCAUGGUUUAAGAAGAAGGUUGAUGAAGCAAAGCAGUUAGCAUCGAUUGUAGUUACUCAACAUUAUUUACAUAAAGAAGAAUUUGAAUUAAAUGAAAAUCAAGUAGAAACAGAAGUUACAAAAGAACAUUGGCAAAUUGAAGAAAAUGUAUCAUGCUUUUUUGAAUCAUGCUGUAAAAGUCUUAUUUCUAAAGGAGAACGUAUUAAUUGUAGAAAAUGUGGAAAAUUAUUUUGCAAUGCUCAUACAACUUAUCAAAUUAAGCUUUCUCAAGAUGCUCAACAUGAUCCUUAUCAUGGUGUAUGGUCUCGUGUAUGCAAGUAUUGUUAUGAAGAAAGGAAAGGAUAUAUGGAUACGAAUGGGCCUGUUAUAGAUUAUUUUUCAGAAUUCAAACAUUUUCGUACGCAAGCAGUAGACAAAAUCAAUCUACACGCUAAUAGACUUGAAAAAAGGAUUUCAAAACUUUUUGAACUUGUAUUGGAUUCAAAAAAUGUACCUGUUACAAAUUCUUUUUAUAAAUUGAUUAAUUCUUUUAAAUCACGAAAAAAGGCUUUAGAACAAACCAUUGUUUCAUGGGAAGAUGAUUUUUCUGUUACACAUUGUCCAAUUUGCAAACAUUCUUUUAAUUAUACUAAUAAAAAACAUCAUUGUAGAUUAUGUGGAAAGAUAAUAUGUGCUAAUUUGAAAACAGAAUGUUCUUCAAUGGUUCAAUUAAAUAUGAAAUCUCGAUGUUUAAAUACUUUUAAUUCAGAAAUAGUGCAUAAAAAUUCAACAAAUGCUUCGAUUUAUUCAGAUUUGUCUAUACGUAUAUGUAAAAAUUGUAGACGUAUUGUUUUUUCCAGAAAAGAGUUUUCUGAUUCUCUUUCAAAACCUCAUCAAUUAGAUAUUUUCUAUAAAGAAUUAUCUACACUUAGAUAUAAGAUUGAAACAUUACUUCCUAAUUUUAAAUCUCAAUUGGACGAAUUAAGGAAAGCCUUUAAUGCUAACCAAAAACGAAUCGAUGAAGUUGCAUUGAUUCGGGAAAAAAUAUUAGACACAUUCUUUCAAUAUGAUAAAUUAUCAAAGAAUAUUUCUCAAUUAACAACAAAAUCUUUAGCAAUAAAAAAUCUUCAAAUAGAAAUUCAUUCGGAAGCAAAGCGUUUCCUUCAGAAGCAUAUGCUUUCAUUGCAAUUUGUCCCAAAUUUAAAGAAAAAAGGCAACAAUAAUACAAACAAAAUGAUGCAUUUUCCUAAAUUAAAUGAAAAGAAAUAUUUAGAACUACAUAUCCUUGAAGAACAACGUCAUCAAGUCCAAAACUGGAUUAAAGAUGCAAGUAAACGUAGAAAGUAUGAUGAAGUUGGUGUGUUACUUGAUAAUAUGAAUAUGCUUUCUCUUGAAAUUGAGAAAAUACGAGCACAAGUUCAUGAAUUUUCGCCAUCUUUUGAACAUAAAACGUAUUCAUAA